AUGGUGCUGUGUGGGCAGACUGGUGGCCUGCUCUUGCGCGGUGGCAAGCGCUGCGCUCGGCUGCUGCGCUCGUACCACGCGUCGAAGGGCCCGUUGGCAGCCGAGCCGGAGCCUGUGCCGCUCUCCAAGCUCAAAGAUAGUUUCAACGAUGCCACCAGCGUUACAUACCUGGAAGAACUCGAGAAACGGUACCUGGACGACCCCGGCAGCGUCGACCGCACCUGGGCGUCGUUCUUCAAGUCCCUCGGUGCGAUGCUGCGGCGCGCCCGCUGCGCGGCCGCCGCUGCUUGA
Molecule: messenger RNA, 291 nt
Organism: Monoraphidium neglectum
Lineage: Eukaryota; Viridiplantae; Chlorophyta; Chlorophyceae; Sphaeropleales; Selenastraceae
Exons: 1
Coding region: 1-291 (96 amino acids)
Source: RefSeq, a predicted model, not a curated record